CGCAUGUUUUCCCGGGAAUGUCACGGACUUCAGUUAUCUUGGAAUCGGAACUUCACUAUAGGUUAACGUACGUCAUAAUUAGUUAUCUACAUUCGACAGCACAGUACUUCAUUAUUUUAUCUCGGGUCCUAUAGGAAAUAGUUAUUUUAAUAUACAACUUUACAAAACAAUAUUCAUGUAACUAAACUGUUCUAUUGCUACGUCGCUAUGUCUAAUUUUCCGGAUAAAAAGAAGAUGAGUGGGUCAUGUGUGGAGACUCCGGAAGCGCCUGCUUGGUUAUCUAAACUUGAAAGUCAGAGAGAAAAACUUAGUAAAGCGCGUUUAGGGCACGAUAGCGGUGCCGGUGCCCCUUGCAACUCUUGCGGUCCAUCAUGCCCCGGUUUAGACCUUCACUUCUGGAGAAAGGUUUGCCGCUCCUGUCAUUGCAGUAAAGAUGUCCAUGACGUUCAGGAUGAUGACCUAUCAGGAUGGGCACAGUUUGAGCUGCUUGGCACUGCAAGACCUAAGAAGGCUUCAUUACCCCUAAUCAAAAUUCGCGGAGUAACUGAUAAGCCGGUCAAACUUGAUUGGGUGCCUCCAAAUGCAUCUACAGAGCUGGUGUCGGAGUACAUGUCGUGCCUGGGCUCGCUGGCGCCGGUGUCGGGGUCGGAGGCGGCGCGGCGGCGGCGCGCGCAGCUGCGCACUCAGCUGCCGCCGCACGACGUGGCGCCCGCCGUCAGGCAACACGCUACUGACUUCGAGAAGUCCGAGCAUACUGAAUACAUAACUCGCAUCAAAGACCAUGUCGUCGGUAUGGGGAAUGUCGUCCGGGUCGGCCCGCUGCAGAACGGAGAUGUCUUCUCUGUGGAAAGCAGCAAAACGCAUACUGCUACAAAAUCCUAUGCACUACCACUUAAAAUAUCGAAUGUAUCCAGAGGUAUCAAAUAUAACAUCGUUCCAAAGAACGCUUCCGACAAAAAGCUAGUCCUAGAUUCACAAGGAAACGUCGUUAGCAGCGCCGCUAACCUGCCCGAUUACAAGUCCAGUCCUAUACUGAGCCGAAUUGUGAAAGACAAGCUACAUAUCAUGCGCAUAGAGUCAGAUAGGAUUAAGAGCGCUGUAGAACAUGGCCCAGUAUACGAUAAAUUAUUCAAGAACUUAGAUGACUUGAACAUGCCCGUCACAAAUGAUGUGUAUCUGCAACCUAUCAAACUCUUCCGCGAAGAGUACAACAACAACCCUCAGUUCAAAGAAGAAACUAAUGAGUUCUCCAGCAAGGCUCUUGGAGCUCAAAUUAUGCCGGACUUGUGGUCUAACAGCAAUAACAAUGUUAUGGGAACUGCUAAAUUAAUGGACUGCAGAAUACAGAAAGGAACUAUUUUUGCGCCAAAUGGUGAGAUAUGGAGCUGGAAGAAUGAACCAGUUACUCCUGAACACAGUGGCACCUUACGCUCCACUAAGAUUAAUCCUCAAUACUCGACAGUAACGAAGCCAAUAAACCAGGUCGAACCACAGCAGACUGCACCCUUGAGGGAGUAUCUGAGAAGUCACUCUGAAGACGACCUCCCUCCUCCGCCGCUACCUAACUACAGCACGUAUCCCGGUGCGGCGCCUCCAACGCCUACACCUGGGACUGGACCCGCAGACUGGAACAACCAAACUAUUGAUAAUGCUCAUCCCAUUGCUGAAAACGCUGACUACUUAGGUCUGCCACAGAACUAUGGAGAAAGUACCGAUCAGAUAAUUGAUCAACUUGCUGAUUUAUCGUUGAGCCCUGCUGAGGUGGAGUUUAACAGGAAGCUCUAUAACGAGGGGGUGCCCUGCCAACGUUGUACCAAGUCGAUGUUCGCGGGUGAAGUUGCUGUCAAGGCUGAACGUGCAGGCCACGAAGCUAUUUGGCAUCCACAGUGCUUUACAUGCAGUAAAUGUAACGAGCUUCUCGCGGACCUCGUGUACUUCUUCUACAAGGGAGAAAUAUAUUGCGCCCGAGACUUGGCUGACGUGUUGGAGAUCCCGCGUUGCGCAGGUUGCGAUGAACUUAUAUUCACUCGUCCAUACACAGCGGCGGAAGGACGAGCGUUCCAUGUUCAGCAUUUCUGUUGCUAUCAUUGCGACGCACCGUUGGGCGGCAAGAAGUACGUGCCAGAUGAUAAGACUGGCUUGCCAAUAUGUUUGCAAUGUUACGACCAAUUCUAUGCCGAGCGUUGCCGUGCUUGCGGCGGUGUGAUAGGCCCGGAGCAACAAGGUGUUUCUUGGAGCAACAUGCAUUGGCAUGCUGAAUGUUUCAUAUGUUCUGGCCGGAUGUGCGGUAAAAGUUUACUUAGCGGACGAUUCGUCGUCAAGCAAGAAAUGCCAUUCUGCAGUGUGCCAUGUGUUCAGAGCCGAAUUAAGUAAACACGUCUUAUGGUCUUAUUUAUUAAUGUUAAGAAGGUAACAUUAUUCUAAACUUUUAAUAUUAUAUUUUAUUCAAUUUACAUCAAUGCAAUUGUUCUAUUUUUGAUAAAGAUAUUUAAAAUGUAGUUAUACAAAAACACGUGCUGUCUAUAGAAAUUAACAGAUGUAGUUAUAGGUUCUAUUUACGAGAUAAAUAUUAAUUGCUGUAAUUGGUUUUUCACCGUUGUAAUUAAAAUAAAUAAAUUAAAGUCUGAAAAGUAUGAGACAUGAGAUAGAGAAAAACUUUAUGAUAAGGUAUCAAUGUUCCUCUACCUUGGGACCAAUAGAGAGACAAUAUGUAGUAUUAUGAAGCAUUCCAUUGGUAUAUUGUGGUUAUGUAGCUGUUCUUUCAUAGAUUUAUAUUUAAGUAAUGAUUUCGAUAAUCGUAAUUUAUUUAUACUUGCGUUAAUUUAUAGUGAAAUACUUUAUUAGUAUGUAGUAUAGUAUAGUCCUGUAGAAUGUGAUAAGUGGUACUAAAAUGGCGCUCUAUGACAUAAAAGCGUCCGCUUCUAUUUUUAGAAUUAUGAUUAUGAUUGAAAGAUAUAUUUAUAUGUAGUUAUAAAAGUGAAAUGGAAAGGAAGUGCCAUCAAAUGUAUUAUUUUUGGAUGAUUCAUAUAUUAUGUAUAGAAAUAAAGAUUUUUCUUAAA
This is a messenger RNA of Trichoplusia ni (cabbage looper), 3059 nucleotides long. RefSeq lists its product as uncharacterized. The transcript has 6 exons. Lineage: Eukaryota; Metazoa; Arthropoda; Insecta; Lepidoptera; Noctuidae. Bases 208 to 2373 code for a protein of 721 amino acids. Gene Ontology annotation, molecular function: zinc ion binding. The record is from RefSeq and is a predicted model, not a curated record.